This is a messenger RNA of Corvus hawaiiensis (hawaiian crow), 1101 nucleotides long. RefSeq lists its product as uncharacterized. Bases 28 to 699 code for a protein of 223 amino acids. NCBI's taxonomy places the organism in Eukaryota, Metazoa, Chordata, Aves, Passeriformes, Corvidae. The record is from RefSeq and is a predicted model, not a curated record. The transcript is spliced from 2 exons.
GACAGGGACAGGGACGGGGACGGGGGAAUGGAGCUCCAAGCUCCCUUUUCCCGUUUUCCCAAGUUUUUAUUCCCGGGAACCCACUCUGGGCUCAGCCACCCCAACCGGACCCCCGGGGGGGGGGGUCUCCAGACCCUCGAGAUCCACCGGGAAUGCCGCUUCCAGGCUCCCUUUUCCCAUCUCCCAGAGCCGGGAAUGCCGCUCCAGGCUCCCUUUCCCCUUUUCCCGGCCCGAAUUCCCGCUGGAAGGGAGCACCGGGAGCAGCUGUCGCCUUUUCCCGGCCCGCAUCCAGCGCGCCCCUCCCGGGGGCUCCCGCGCAGCCAAUGGAAUCCCGAAUUCCCGGUUUUCCAUAUUUAUGAGGAAAAGACGAGGCCAAUGAGGCUCCCGGGGUCGGGCCGGGUGGAUAAAUUGGAAUUUUGGGGGCGGCGGAUUCCUCUCGGAGGCUCCGGAGCGGCGCUGCUGCCCCGGGAAUUCCGGGAUUGUUCCCGGAUUCCCAUCCCGAAUCCAGAGCGGACCUCCGGAGCUUCCAGGAAAGUUUUUUCCGUCCUUCCUCCAUGGAUGGAUGAGCCGAGCGGAUUCCAGAUCCUGGGAUUUCCUGAGCCCCGUCCCGCUGCAGGAGAAACCCUGGAGCCUGGGAAAUGGUCGCGGGAUUUGGGACCCAGCGGAUCAACCUCUGAGGGCUCCGGAGCCACGUCCUGACCUUGGAAAACCCAAAAACCACGGAAAAAACCUCCUUGGUUUCACUUUUAUGCCUCUCGCCGCCAUCCUAAAUCCAUCCCCUGGGAAUCAAUCUCCCAGGAAAAUGCCGCAAUUCCCGCCUGGAAUGUGAUGAGGAGGAGGAGGAGGAGAAUCCCCACGGGCCUUGCUGGGAGCCAGGGACGCUCACCCCGACCCCGAGGACGCUGAGGUGUCCCCGAAUCCCCGGGAUCGGCUUUUCCGAGAGGUGUUCCCGAAUCCCCGGGAUCACCUUUCCCAGAGGUGUUCCCGAAUCGCUGGGAUCAGCUCGGAGGUGUCCCCAAACCACUCGGAGCUCUCCCCAGAUCCCCAGGAUCAGUUCCAAGCUCUCCCAGAUCCCCCGGAUCAGUUCCGAGCUCUCCCCAG